GAUGACAUCUUGUUCACGGGUUUCAGAGUGGAAAGGCUUCUUCAAAGUUCUUUUAGAGAAUUUAAGGCCCACCGUGGAGUGUACCGAGAGUGGAAGAGCAUUACUACCGGCAAACGUGAAAUAAAUAUAACAAAGAAAGCGUCUAAAUAAAACAAGAUGUUCCCCAGCUCGCGCCUCUUGCGGAGGCAGCUGCAGAAGCCCGCUUCUACCUGCUCCGCCAGAAUAAAAAUACAAAACCGGCCAAACCGAAACCUGCUGUCCCGUAUCAAAUGUAAAAAUGUCUGGGUCUGGAAGAAUGCAAGACUUGCGAUGCAGGUUUUCCAUGACCCAUGAGGUCUGGAAUGCGAGACCCAGGAUGACAGAUUUUUUGAGUUCUCUAUCAUGCCUUUCCUGCAUGAGAAACUCCCUCUCAACUUGGUCAAAAGCGGAUAGCUUUUGGUACUCGCGCAACACAGAUUUUUGCAUCAUUCAGAUUUGGUGAAUCGCCCACCGCUUUUUGUGCGUCAGCUGUGUCGGAAAAAAAAAAAAAAAAAAAAAAAAAGAAAGAGGACGCAACAAAAAAAAAAAAGAAAAAUAAAAAGAAAAGACCAAAGAAAUCAGCGAAAACCGACCGGCGUGCGAAUUGCCUAGCAAAAAAAAAAAAUUUAGCAUGACAAGUUCUAACCUUCCAGACCCAGACAUUUUUACAUUUGAUAUCCCGGCACUUUUCCUCGGUGACCGUGUUGCCCCGGGACUCGAACCAAGCCCUUGGGAUUGGGCAGUAUUAUGCAAGAAAAAAACUGUGUAAGUAUAAAUCUGUGAUGCAGAAAAUGCAAAACAGUUACACUUGUCAUGCUCGACAUGCAUGACCGGCUCGGUUCCUAUGUGUUUUCCCUUCCUAUCUGCGCAUAACAAGUUUUUCCUGUCAUUGCAGACAAACUUGUGAUGCUGUUUUCCCAAAAGACUUACACUAACACAGUUUUUUCCUUGGAUAAGUAUGCAAAGGACUUCAUUACCGGAGCCUCCGACCCAGAUGCCUCGGUCUACGACCGGGUAGAGAUGUUUCACACCGACAGUGUGAUGUGCGGGCUGUCUGCGCUCGCGUUGAGAACCAACGCCCCGAACUGCUUGCGCGACGAAGCGCUCCGGGACUACACGAGUGCGAGCGGCAAGGGCGCGGUUUUGCUCGGCACGGACAGCACGAAAGUAUCGCCCGAGAAGGCCAUCGUGGCCAACGCUUCCGCCGUGCGGGAGUGGGACUCCAACGGCACGGUGUUCGGCUACAAUGCAAACAUCCCUGGGCACCAGGCAGGGGAAUUUGGACACAACGACUUCUAUCCGGUCGUGAUGGCGGCGGGAGAAGUCAGGGGGGCACUGGACGGAAAGACGGCCCUGAAAGCAAUGAUUUGCUUGGAUGAGAUAAGAGGAAGGUAUUGAUGAGAGAGGAGGUUACUCAAUACUUUUUCACGUAUCAGUUGUACCGUAGCUAGCAUGACACUUCGCUUUUUGGGAACUACUACCGCAGCAUAGCGAACAACCGGCAAUGAACCUCCAAUGUUACCGGGUUGACAAACUACAUGAAAGAACCUCCAAUACAGGCUCGCGGAAGUUUUUUCUUUGAAGUCCUACAAGAUCGAUCACGUGGUCCACGGCGCUAUUGUAUCCGAAGAAAAUUUAAAUGAUGUCUGGGUCUCGAAGACUGCAAGCUUUGUCAUGCCUGUCUGUGACAUGACUCUCUCUGAAUGCAUACGCGCGAACAGAUUGAGUUUUGAGUUCCUUUCUUGGCCGUGAUGCAAAAACAAAAUAUACAUAGGUCGCCAGCACGUGGGAUUACUGGUGGAUGAGAACGCAACGCAUAGCCAUAGUAGCCCAAACCCAAAGACUUGAUGUCAUGAUGCUUGGCUGCGUAUUGCAAUGUGCCCUCUCGUCAUUAAUCCAAAAAUUUCAAAUUCGCAGCCUAGCGUUAUAGCUUCCCAGACGCAGACAGAUUUGCACUUGAUAUCUCGCCUCGGCUGCGGUUUAUGGCGCUCUUCUGAACGCCACUGCCGAGCAAAUCGAGUCCGCGAUUGGUAUGGUCUGUGCGCACUACAUCCCCUUUCGUGCGAUCCGGGCCGGGAAACAGCUGUCGGACUCUAAAGGGUAUGCAUUGCAGAAGCAUGAUGAUCCUACUCGAGUACUAAUUGCAUAAUACAGCAUGACAGAUCUCGUUUCUCAUAGCUAAUUCAGCAUUAGAAAUUUUUUCAUUUUUGUUUUUCCUUCUGGAAAAAUUUGUAAUGCUAUAGUAGCACUAGUGCGAUACUAGUACUUUUGCAAUGCAUUAAGGGGCGUCCGCCGCGAUUUCCACCGAGGCGGCGGUGAUGAGCAUGAAACGGGCGAUAUCGUAGGUAAAAAAGUCCCCACGACGACCCCGUAGUCAAGGUGGGAAAUCUGCUAGACAAAUCAGCUAGCUUUGAGUGUUGCGCAUGACAAGUUUCGAUCCUCGUGGUGUAGAAGUCCUCGUUUAGCUAGUUCAGCAGCAUGAUAGACGUAGCAUAUUUAUUAGGCUGAUUGGAGCAUCGUUCACAAAUUCCAAAGCACGACUAGGAAAUGUUUUUCAUAGUGCUCCGCACGAGAAAUCCACUUUGAGCAUGCAGAUUUGCGUGACAGCUAUGGGAUCGUGGGGGGGUUUUUCCAGAGGAUAAGCGAUGAACGGCUUCAUCGGGCCCAAGGAUAUUUUCCGCAACCCCGAUAUGGAAGUGUCAGAAUCGAAAUUGACAAAACCGAAAAACUUGUGAUGCACAAAGUCGAUGUCAGUUGGAGCCUCAGUUUCUAAGUGGUGUAUGACAAAUUUCGGGAGUGCCCAAAUAUGGUCUGUCUUGCUGUUUGGGCCAAGGAGACUCCUCCUGUAGUGUUGCUUUGGCAGCACAUUGUAUACCCCGAAACAGGCUUACAAUCGGUCUCAUUUGCCUGCUCCCCAAUACAGGCCUUCAGUUCCCUACAUUCUAUGCAUCACAAAUUUUUUGAUUUUGUCGAUUUCGAUCCUGAAACAUCCAUACCCGAGGCAAUUUUCCGGUUUUUCGAACCAACGAGCGGCGUCGCUGCGGACAAAAAUCUGAUCGAUAUCACGCUGGCGAACAAGGUCUGUUGCAAUAAUCUGUAUUUGUUCUCGCGAGAAGCACCAGUACUCUUCAUCAUUGUGUCUUCUGCCAUGUAAGUGCUUAGAAACACAAACAUGUCCUCCACCGACCAGGAAUCAUCAAUAAAAAAAAUACAUUUUUUGCAUCAUCGUGACCACAGGCCCGCUGGGGUCCGGGUUCGUCUCCCUUCGACCUUCACUUAUCGCACUCUGGCUCCGACUUCGCCGUGUGUGGCAUGCACUUCAAGCUCGGCCUGUACGAGCACCAGUCGGCGGGCGCGCUCGAGGGGGUCAUCAAGCUGAUGAAGGAAAACCCAGAAUUACUCGCCGGCGGGUUGGAUGGCAUUGAAAAGAUCAACAUUGUCGCCUACGAGCCCGUAUCAACUGCAAAUAUGUCUGGGUCUGGAAGAAUGCAAGGUUUGUGAUGCACGGCUAGCAUGGCUCCCAAGUCUGUCAUGCACGCCACCCAAAACCAAAAGUCACAUUUCUCUGGAAUGCAGAAACGCAGUUUGUCAUGCAGAUAAGCAACUACACUGUAGCAACUCCGAAACUUGUCAUGCUUGGCUGUCAAUGAAAGCGUCCAGAUGAUUCGCCAAACAGCAUCACAAGUUUAUUUCAGACCCAGAUCGAUAUUUGCAAUUCAUAGCCCGCGUUCGGGAUCAUCGGCGACCCAGCAAAGAAGGACCCGAAAACCCGACAAUCUGCGGACCACUAUCCCGGAAAAAACUGUGUAAGUGUAACUGUGUAGGAAAAGCAGCAUCACAAAUUAGCUUUGCAUUUUUACAGGGAAAGUCUGUCAUGCGCAGCUAGUACAACGUGGAAACACGUAUGAAAGUAGCGCAUGAUGCAGAUCCAGCAUGACAAGUGUAACAGUUUUGCACCUUCCGCAUCACAGAUUUAGUACACUCACAUAGUUUUUUUCUCACGAUAACCACUCCAUGGCUUUUAUUGUGUCGCGAAUGUUGAAAAAGGGCAUGGAAAACGCGAGCUCCCUAUCAACUGCAAAUAUGUGUGGCUGUGAAAACUUGUGAUGCUAGUUUGUGACUGGUGACCGCUGCACUUCGAUAUGCAGUCACGCAUGACAACUUUUUGAGCCUCUGUGUGUUUCGCUUUCCGCAUGGCGCACGCCAUACUUUUAGACAGGGAAGAGCCUAUUGGUCACGCAUUACAGAUUCAAGAGUCAUGUGAGACGAGCAUGACAAAGUUGCAUUCUUCCGGACGACCCAGAGAUAUUUGCAAUGCAUACUUCCUGUCCUCUGCUAGUAUGGACGACGUUUGGAUGAAGCUGAUGCUUUCUCCCUACGACUACGGGCACGAAGCACUGUACGACGCAGAGACCCGGGCGCUGAUGCAAAAGAUCCAGUUCAUAUCUACAGGAAAUCUUAUUUUUUCCCGCACCUAGGUAGUACUACACGACGUAGUCGUGCAAAUGGCAGCUGUGCAUGACGAGGCUCUUUCUCAACGUUGUUCAGCAUCACUGUUGUUCCCUGCUUUAUAAUUCCGGUUCUUAUUGCCGAAGAUAGAAUUUCUCAUACUUAUGCAUUUUUUAUUUUUACGUGUAAGUAGUGCGGGAAAUAAUGAUUUGUAUUGCAUUGGUCACGCACGGUGGAGAAGAGUAUGACAGCAAGUACCCGGACGGGAUUAUCACACAGGAAAAAGCAGGCAGGUCAUAUUUGCAAUGCACAAGAUUCCUAUACAGAAAAAUCUGUCGUGCGCGAGCGCAUAGUAUGAGUAUGCUCUUUCGGAUGCGCAACGCGGAUCUACUUUCUGUGUAUGUAAGUACUUUUGCAUUACAGAUUGAUAUAAUGCUCCGGGCCUGCUUUUGUCUGUGGGAUAGGAAUCCCAACCAGCUUAGACGUGAUGACAAAGAGCGGGAAGGUAAAGGUUUUGAGUGCUCGAUACAACUUAGUACUGCUUCAGCAUCUUCCAGUUUAUUUCUCAUGUGAAUUUUUUGUGCAUGACAGAGCAGGUUUGUCAUGCGAAAAACGAAUGUAAAACAAAUUUUUCUCAAUCUAUCAAAACAGACCUACAACAGUGGUUUUAUCAUGUACCCUUCCGGGCACGCACGAAAUACCACCGCCGAUUUGAAGCAGAUCAUGAGCUACAAAAACUCGAAGAUGCUGGGUGAUCUGGUUUUCGCAGACGCGUCGGUGAAGGACCAGUACCUGGAAAAAAUGAUAAAUAUGAAGGACGCGAAGGAUGUUUGCGGCUACUACGCAUUUACUGGCCAGAUGAAAGAACACCCCUGCAUUGAUGGAUAGAGCCAGUUGUUGUUUCUUUCACGACGGCGGGACGAGGUGGUGCUUCAGGUUCAUCUCGGGAUAAGUAUGAUGACAAAGAGGCACACUGUUGUUGACUCUGUGUAACCAUAGCGGUAGUUCCGACUACUUUCGGGAGAACUGCCCCCCGAAAAGACCGAAAGAUGAAAACCACCUAGAUUUUUUGAAAUCCUACACCUAGUUGUACUCCUACAGUCCUCGUGCGCCACACCACCAGGAGGCUCUUCUGGUACGUACGAAGAACAGUGGUCUGAUUUUGCCAGUAGAACUACAGCUGAUCUAAAGAAGAAACGCUUUGUCUAUUCGUGUACAACACUUCUGUGCUUCGUCCGUUUCGAGAGAUAUCCAUCUAAAAGAAAU
Molecule: messenger RNA, 5733 nt
Organism: Amoebophrya sp. A120
Lineage: Eukaryota; Dinophyceae; Syndiniales; Amoebophryaceae
Source: the annotation of a GenBank genome assembly